CACCCCGGUUUUCCCCCCGGCCGCCGGUUCGAAGCCGGCGACUGCUGCGAUGAGGCCACCUGCCCUGGGCCCCGCUGUCGCUGCCUGACGCUAAAAGGCGUUUUUGGCCUUUUAAUCGGCUGCUCAAAGCCCUGAAUAGGCGCGUGGAGAUGCUGCUGAAUGGCAGCUCGCUCCCUCGCCGCGGAAGGCAACAAAUUAGCCGACCGGCUCGGCUUUGCCUGGACACGGGGUGAUUAAUUAGCCGGGCCGGGCGCCCCGUUGCGACAACAGCGCUCGGUGGCAGCACGGCGUGUCCCGGCAGGCCACCGGGGCGAAGCGGCUGCGCCGGGAGGCAACGGGCCGGGAGGUGCCACGCUCGCCCCCGGCCCUGUUCGGCUGGGAAAGGACCCGGCGGGCUGCACCGAGGCUGCGUGUUGAAGCCGGAGGGACCCUGGAGAACGGCCCGGAGACGGGCUGGGAAUCCGGCGGGGAAAGCCCUUUGGGGGUGGCAGGCAGCAGCCGGCAGGGCCGUGUCGGGGGGCAGAGCGGCACUGUCGCAAUUCGGGACGCGAGCUAAUUGGAGCGGAAAAUCCAGCUGCUCUGGCUGCGCGGGGCCGGGCUCUGCUGCCCUCCAGCCUCCCAGCUGCGAGCGGGAAGGUCCAUCCCCUCCUGCCCCCAUUCCCAGCUGGGAACCUCCGCGGGAUGAGUCCCGGCCCCCUUCCCCGCCCGCUCUCGCCGCCUCGGUGACACCAGAUAACUUAACCGGGAGAUGCCGAGGCCAAGGUGCUUCGUCAGCUGCUUUCCGCAGCCCAAACCCAGCAAUAAAACCGUUCUGGGGCAGCGCCGCCUCCGCGUGAGCCCCGGCAGCCUCGCUCGGGCGGCUCGGGGCAGGGCUCUGGCUCCUGCCCCACGUCCAACUCCCACGAGCUUGAUUUCUCCUGCCCGCUCUCCGCAGCUCCGCCAGCCCCUGCACGGCAUCGCUGCCGGAACCGCGCCGCGGUGCCGGGCCGGAGCAGCCUCCCCGCCGCGCCGCCAUGGAGCCGCCUUUCCGCCGCGCCACGGCGGGACGCGUCGCCUCCAGCACGGAGCCGAGCACGCGGCAAGCGGCGCCCGGCACGUCCGAGGUCCGGCCCCGCUUCCAGAAGGUCUCGCUGGCGUCACGGCGGCUGGAGAGCGCGGCGGCGGCGCGGGGCCGGGACAGCAGCCCAUCGCGCGUGGCCGUGCUGCUGCGGGCCUGGGAGCGGGAGCUCGUGGAGCAGGCGGCGACGGGGCCCGUGCCCCAGCGACGCUCCCCCUCCAGCAGCCUCCCCAAGGACUUCGCCCCGCACGGCCCUGUCUUCUCGCAGGUUUAUUCCCCCGUUCAGAAGCCGAGGAGGCAGGAUGAGAGGGGAAACGCUGCAGCCGGGAGCGCCUGUGCCGCUGGCUCGCCCGGGGCAGACGGCACCAACGCGGCACCCGCGGGGUCCCCCUGCGAAACCCCCGUGCACUGCGAGAGCUACGUGCACGGUGCCCUGAGCCCUCCCCGACCCACCGAGCCACCCGCAGCGGUGCCCCUCCACAGCCCCUCGCCCGCGGGGGCCCCCCACGAUGGCACCGGGGUGGUCAGCACCGCUCCGGUCCCCAGCACCCCGCACGGGUCCGGCCCCGGCUCGCGCCCCGCCGUGCCCCGGGCCAGGCAGGUCACCGUGCUGCGGGCGGGCAGGGAAGCAGCCGGGUGCCAGCCGGGGCUCGCGGAGCGGAGGGAGGCACCCGACGGGACGCGCGAGGCUCCCGGCACCGCGGUGGCACCGGGGGGAAGCCCUGAGCGGCAGGGCAGCGACGUCCCCGACACCGCGGGCAGUGGCGAAAGCCCCCCGGCCACCUCGGCCGAGGGAUCCCGGGGGGACAAAUGCUCCACGCAAGCCGAAAGCACAAGUGGUGGCCGGAGAGAUGGUGACACCGCGGAGGAGGGGAGCACGGAGGAGGGGGACGGCGCUGCUUCGCCUGCACCAGCGAGGACAGGGAGCUCCGUGGGAGCUGGUGGCACCCCUGAAAACCUCUCCGCAGAGGAGAGCAGCAGCCCAGAGCCAUCACCUGAAGCCCAGGGGCCUCUGGAGGACCCAGAGGUUGAGCAGGAGGCUGGAGAGACGAUCGAAGACCCCCAGGGACCAGCCCGAGAGCCGGCGAGCAGCACGGAGCCGCCCCCAGCCACCGGCCAGCUCGCGGAAAGCCCCCCGGCCGCGGCCGAGGAGGACCCGGAGCUGGUGGUGGACAUGGAGCUCUUCGUGGACACGCUGCGCAACAUGGAGCCCUCGGAGAUGCGGAAGGGGCCCAAGGGGCCGCGCCAGCCGCGGCCGUCGGCGCUGGGCCGCCGCGCCGCCCUGCCGCCCAUCCAGGAGGGCCGCGUGGCACCACGGGCCCAGGGCUCGCUGCCCGCUGCCCUGCGGGAGCUGCUGGAGCGCGCCGCCGCCGCGGCCCCCGAGGAGGUGCAGAACCCCUACCUGAGCCGGGACGAGGCACCGCCGGCUCCGGCAGCACCCCGGCGCGGCGUUCCCCGGGGGAGGCAGGGCCGAGGCGGGCGCGGAGGUGGAGGAGAGAGCCAAAAUGCCAUCCCCAGGGCCUCCCUGGACCACAGCGUGCUCUUCCGAGGCAACGUCCUCCAAGGCGCCGCGCUGCUCCCCGGCUUCCCUGCGCACCGGGCGGCCGCGGCGGACGAGGCCAAGCCCUACUCGCGCCUGGACAACAGCGUGCUCUACAGCCGGCUGGUGGCCCCCGCCGCGGCCCCCACGGCCCGCCCGGACGCGGCCCAGGAGACGGCCUUGCUGGAAGCCCCAAGUCCCGGCCACGUCCCUCUCGUCACCGAAGAGCCGGCGCCAGGAAGCGCCCCGUGCCCCGCUGGCGCGCCGCAGGAGGACAAGGAGACCUUCAAGAUCAACACGCGACCCGGCAAGAUCAUCCUCUUCUCCGAGCCGGGCUUCGCCGGGCAGAGGCGGGAGAUCUGGGGCGACGUCCCCGACGCCACGUCCUGGGAGCUCUCGCCCACCAUCUCCAUCCGCGUCGUCCGAGGCGGGUGGGUGAUGUACGAGAAGCCGCGGUUCCACGGGCGCAAGUGCGUCCUGGCCGAGGGCGACGUGGAGAUCGACAACCCCUGGACGGCCCUCGGGCAGGCUGGGCCGCGCGGCGGGAGCCGGCCCUUCCGCAUCGGCUCCUUCAGGAGGGUGGUGCGGGAUUACCGCGUCCCCGCCAUCAGCCUGUUCGCGGAGGAGAACGGCGACGGCGCCAGGCUGACGUUCAGCGACUCGGCGGAGGACACCCGCGCGGGGGGCCAGGCCCUGGCCGCCGCCUCCAUCAUCGUCCACUCGGGCCUGUGGCUGCUUUACUCCAAGCCCUUCUUCGACGACGACCCCUACGUUCUGGAGCCGGGCGGGUACCCCAACUUGACGGCGUGGGGAGCGAAGGACCCGGCCAUCUGCUCCAUGCACCCCAUCCGGCUGGGCUGCCCCGUGGUGGAGCGAGCCGGGGAGCCGCAGGCCGUCAUCUACGAGGCCGCGGGCUUCCAGGGCCGCAGCUUCGCCGUGAGCCGGGACGUCUACGACCUGCGGCGCCUGCCGGGGCCGCCGCUGCCCACCGUGGGCUCCCUGCGCGUCCUGGGCGGCUGCUGGGUCGGCUACGAGAAGGAAGGCUUUCGGGGCCACCAGUACCUGCUGGAGGAAGGGGAGUACCACGACUGGACGCAGUGGGGCGGCUACGACGAGGAGCUGGUGUCCCUGCGCCUCUUACGGACGGACUUCUCCGCCCCGGCGCUGGUGCUCUUCGAAGCCAUGGACUUCGAGGCGGGCGGCAGCGUGGAGCUGAGCGAGGCGCUCCCCGACACGCAGCUGGCCGGCUACGGCCCCGUCACCCGCUCCAUCCACGUGCUGAGCGGCGUGUGGGUGGCCUACGAGGGCCCCAACUUCUCGGGCGAGCAGUACGUCCUGGAGAAAGGCGUCUACCGCAGCUGCGAAGACUGGGGCGCCGCUGACUGCCACAUCGCCUCGGCGCAGCCCGUCCUGCAGGUCGGGGAGCACGACCUGCACUUUGUCUCCAAGAUCCAGCUGUUCUCGGAGCCCGACUUCCUCGGGGACCACGUCUGCUUCGAGGACGACCAGAGCGCCCUGCCCGCCGCCUUCGUGCCGCGCUCCUGCAGAGUCCGCGGGGGCAGCUGGACCCUGUUCGACGGACAGGCGUUCGCGGGGGAGCAGCACGUGCUCUCCGAGGGCGAGUACCCCACGCUCAGCGCCAUGGGCUGCCUCUCCUCCACGGUCAUCCGCUCCUUGCAGAAGGUCCCGGUGUUCUUCUCGGAGCCCUCCAUCUUCCUGCACGGCCUGGAGUGCUUCGAAGGGAAGGAGAUCGAGCUGAACAACGAGGUGCGGAGCCUCCAGGCCGAGGGGUUCAACAACCACGUGCUGUCGGUGCGCGUCAAGGGAGGGAUCUGGGUGCUGUGCGAACACGGCGACUUCCGAGGCCGCCAGUGGCUGCUGGACUGCACCGAAAUCACCAGCUGGAUGACGUACAGCGGCCUCCAGCACGUGGGCUCCCUCUACCCCCUCCGCCAGAGACGGAUAUAUUUCCGGAUCAGGAGCAGGGAGCUGGAGCGCUUCCUGUCCGUCCCCGAUGACACCGAGGACAUGAAAGCAGGGCGCGUGGUGCUCUCCAGCCCGAGCGACCAGAGCAGCUCUGUCUGGUACUACGAGGAGGGGCUGAUCAAAAACCAGGUUGCCCCCACCAUGAGCCUGCAGGUCAUCGGGCCUGCCGGGAAGGGCGCCAAGGCCGUGCUGUGGUCCCAGAACCGGAUGCCGCGGCAGACCUGGAGCAUCGAUUCUUCGGGACGGAUCCACAGCCAGAUGUUUGAGGACAUGAUCUUGGAUAUAAAGGGCGGCCGGUCGUACGACCGGGAUCACGCCAUCAUUUGGGACACGGCUGAGGAAAGACCCACGCAGAUCUGGGACAUACAAGUGCUAUGAGGGGCCACACGGAGCCCUGGCUCCGAGGAGUGCCGCGGGACAGGACGGGAACACCUCGCCAGCUCCUCCGCUCCAGGCCGGGCUGUCUCCUUCCCUGUGCGCGCUGCACCCCAAGUCCUCCUCUGCCCCGGCUGUUGGUAUGAAGGAUGCCCCAAAAAAUCAUCAAUCUACUGUGCUGCCUCCACCACCGAGGGGAAACCAACCCCAUCGCCCUCCUGGGGCACAGGGGAGCCAGAAGCCCCAGCAAGCAGCUUGCACAGGGCCCCACGACCACGCAGGGGACACGCGGCACAGGACUGCGCGCAGCACUGCACGGCAAGGCUCCUUCCCCACCCGGCUUCCCCCUCCAAACUGUAUUUAUGUGUGUGUGAAGAUACAGCCCCGCUCACGCUGGGCCAGCUCUG
This is a messenger RNA of Dromaius novaehollandiae (emu), 5365 nucleotides long. RefSeq names its product crystallin beta-gamma domain containing 2 (gene CRYBG2). Gene Ontology annotation, biological process: visual perception; lens development in camera-type eye. NCBI's taxonomy places the organism in Eukaryota, Metazoa, Chordata, Aves, Casuariiformes, Dromaiidae. The record is from RefSeq and is a predicted model, not a curated record. Gene Ontology annotation, molecular function: structural constituent of eye lens.